Phoenix dactylifera (date palm) is the source of this 1317-nucleotide messenger RNA. Lineage: Eukaryota; Viridiplantae; Streptophyta; Magnoliopsida; Arecales; Arecaceae. The record is from RefSeq and is a predicted model, not a curated record.
AUGAGGAUUCUUGCGUGGAAUUGUAGAGGGGCGGCUAAGCCGGCCUUCAUGUCUUCCUUUAGGCGGUUGGUUCAGAUCCAUAGUCCAGAGAUCUGCCUUCUCUAUGAAACACGACUAUCCGGUAGUGGACUGGAUCGUGUAGUACGCCGGUUUGAGGUCGACUGGGAGUCAUAUGUAGUUGAGUCCCAGGGGCUGUCCGGGGGUAUUGUGGCUCUGUGGAAGCGGGGUGGGGCUACAGUCGAUGUGUUCCAUAACUGCUCCCAACAGGUCCUGAUGAUUAUUUCGGCACCUAACGCCGCACCAUGGGUCCUGAGUGGUGUGUAUGCUAGCACUGACCAUCGGACCAGGAGGGUCCUGUGGGAUGAGCUCACCCACUUAAUCGCUCAGGGUCUUCCAACGGCGAUAGUGGGUGAUUUUAAUUGUAUCUUGGAGGGGAGUGAGAAACGUGGAGGUAGGGCUUUUACUGACACUGUGGAUAGGAGGGAGUUUCGAGACUUUCUCUCGCGAAACGGCCUAGUGGAUCUAGGAUUCUCUGGCCCGCAAUUUACUUGGUGUAAUAACCAGUCUGGCCAAGCCAGGGUGUGGGAGCGGCUCGAUAGGGCUAUUGCUUCCACUGACUGGCUUACCAGAUUUCCGUCCUACAGGGUUAGUCAUCUACCCCGGAUUGCUUCGGACCACUGUCCUUUGUUGAUUUCGACUGUAUCUGGUUCUUCUCACCAGUGCCCCUUCCGCUUUGAGAAGGUUUGGUUGUCUCUCCCUCAAUCCUGGGACAUUGUCCGAGGAGCUUGGAGUCUGCCGGUUCGUGGUGACCCCAUGCAGAGGGUUUCACGUAAAUUGGAAUUGACUAAGCGUCGGUUACGGCGUUGGAACCGUGAGGUAGUGGGGGAUAUCUUCAGGAGGUUGGAGGAGGUGGAGGCUGCGAUUGCCGACCACCAAAGUAGAGAAGACCAGAUGGGUGCGCUCCCCGAGGCCGAUAUGGUCAGCCUUCGGGGUCUCCUCGCCACUCACCACUCGAUCUUGCGGCAACAUGAGAUCUUCUGGAGGCAAAAAUCCAGAAUUCAAUGGGUCAGAGAGGGUGAUCGAAACACUAGUUUCUUUCACCGCUCUACGAUUAUCAGGAGGCAGAGGAACAUGAUUCGAUCCUUGCGGGAUGAGCAGGGUCACCGGGUUGAAGGCGAUUCGGCCAUCACCCAUAUCCUGCUUGAUUUCUUUCGCUCUCGUUGGACGGAGGAUUGUGAGUCCGAUCCUGCCGGUCAGCUCCCGAGGGCUGCUUCCCAAAUCAUACGACUGAGAACGCUAUGUUGGUUCGUCCAGUGA